AUGGGUAUCCCGGCAGAUAACAAGACAGUCCUGAUCACAGGCUGCACCCCAGGGGGAAUCGGCCAUGCCUUGGCAAAAGAGUUUCACGCCAAAGGACUGCAUGUCAUCGCAACGGCCCGCCGACCUGAAGUUAUCGCAGACUUGCGCGACUUGGGUUUGACGACACUGCCACUCGAUGUCACUGACAGCGACAGCAUUGCAAUUUGCAAGACAAGAGUCUGCGAACUGACUGGAGGCCGUCUCGAUUUCCUUGUGAACAACGCUGGCUUGACGCAUACAAUCCCAGCAACCGACAUAAACAUGGACGAAGUUCGACAGACUUUUGAGACAAACGUCUUCGGCGUCAUGGCUAUGGUUCAGGCUUUUGUGCCACUGUUGAUCCCGGCUCGCGGUCUCAUCAUCAUGAUUAGCAGUCUCUCCUCGAUUUCUCCCUAUGUUUUUGGCUCAGUCUACACGGCCACCAAGGGCGCUAUGAACUCAUACAGCCGUACACUUCGUCAAGAGCUUCGUCCGUUUGGCGUGCGUGUCAUGGUCUCAAUGACUGGCACUGUCAAAAGUCAUAUUGCUAAGCUCUAUCGCGAACUGCCGCCCAAUUCGCUAUACACUCGCGUCAAAGACAUAUUUGCCAACCGCCUUACGUUUUCCCAGAACACCGCGACUGUUUCAACGGGAGAAUUUGCCCAGCGACUUGUAGCAGAGGCACUUAAAGGAGAGGGCUGGCUUGGUGGCUGGAUCGGAGGAGCUACGAAUUGGUUCUGGGCUGGCGGCAUGGCCCGAUCAGUCUGGUUGGCUCGGUUACUUUUCGGUGAGUGGCUGUUGGAUGAAUUGGCCUACAGGAAGUUCGACAUGCCAAAACUAGAGGCAAUCGUACGUAAAGAUGGUGUUAAGAAAGUGGACUAG
This is a messenger RNA of Colletotrichum orchidophilum, 900 nucleotides long. RefSeq names its product short chain dehydrogenase. The record is from RefSeq and is a predicted model, not a curated record. Lineage: Eukaryota; Fungi; Ascomycota; Sordariomycetes; Glomerellales; Glomerellaceae. Gene Ontology annotation, biological process: phosphatidic acid biosynthetic process; triglyceride catabolic process. The transcript has 4 exons. Bases 1 to 900 code for a protein of 299 amino acids. Gene Ontology annotation, molecular function: acylglycerone-phosphate reductase (NADP+) activity; triacylglycerol lipase activity. Gene Ontology annotation, cellular component: lipid droplet; endoplasmic reticulum.